UGAGAGCUUUAUUUAAAUUCUUCCUGCUUCCUAGAAUGGCGUCUGCAAUGCUGGGAGCUGAGCUGAGCUGCUCCAUCUGCCUGAGCACUUAUACUGACCCUGUAUCACUGAGAUGUGGGCACAACUUCUGCCAGGACUGUAUUAUGAGGGUGCUGGAUACACAAGAGGAGGAUGGGGGCUAUUCCUGUCCGGAAUGCAGGGCAGAGUAUCAGGAGCGCCCGGCACUGGAGAAGAACAGGAAGCUGAGUAACAUUGUGGAGAGUUUCCUAUGUAGUCACCCAGAGCCGGAGGAGACCCAGAUCUUCUGUACUUACUGUGACUCUCCUGUGCCGGCUACUAAAUCCUGUCUGCAUUGUGAAGCCUCAUUUUGUGACACACACCUAAGAAAACACAGUAAGUCUACUGUACAUGUUUUAACUGAACCCACUAUUUCCUUUGAAGACAGAAAAUGCUUUGUGCAUGAGGAGAUUGUAAAGUAUUACUGCUCUGAGGACUCAGCCGCUAUCUGUAUAUCCUGCUGGGUGGCCGGAGACCACCGGGGUCACCACGUGGAGCUUCUGAAUGUGGCCUCUGAAAAGAAAAAAGAGACACUGAGAGCUGUUACUGAGACCCUGAAGUCUGAGAGAGAGGAGACUGAGAGGAGAGUGCAGUGUCUGCAGGAUCACAGGAGAGAGGAGAAGGAGAAAGCCGCCAGUGUCACUGAGAAAGUCACUAAUCUGUUUAGAGACAUCAGGGAGAAGUUAGACACCCUGGAGAGGGAGGUUCUGGUUGAGAUCUCCAGACAGCAAGAGCAGAUGUCACUCUCAGUCUCUGAUCUGAUCACACAGCUGGAGAAACAGAAGGAUGAGCUGUCCAGGAAGAUUAGUAGCAUUGAGGAGAUGUGUAACAUCACUGAUCCAUUAACUGUCCUGAAGGAAGAACCAGAGAGUGAUGUCAUCCGUCACAGGAGCUGUGAUGUCACCAGUGAUGUAAGAGUUGCUGGAUGUGUGGAUGAGGGAAUAAUCUCACAGAUGUUACACAGGAGACUUUUACACUUGUCUGAUAAUCUGAUGGAUCUACAGACAAAGAGACAGCUCUCAGUGAUGGAGAAAGUAGACAUAUUACUGGAUAUAAAGACAGCCUGUAAUAACAUUAUUAUAUCAGGGGAUCACAGAUCUGCAUCUUAUACUGGUGUAUAUCAGAAGAGACCAGAUGGACCAGAGAGGUUUGUAUCCCAGCAGGUGUUAAGCUCCUGUAGCUUCUCAUCUGGGAGACAUUACUGGGAAGUGGAUGUGAGUGCAGCAGAGGAAUGGCUGAUAGGGGUGGCCGGUCACAGUAUGGAGAGAAAGAUAGAGGAUAAUGAAUCAUACAUUGGUUAUAAUGACAAGUCAUGGGGUCUGGAAUUUAUGGACGAACUUGUAGCAUGUCAUAACAAUAUACAUAAAGAGAUAGAUGCAGGUUCUCCUGUGCAGACAGUGGGGAUAUACCUGGACUAUGAGGCCGGGCGUCUGUCCUUCUAUCAGCUGUGUGACCCCAUCAGACACUUACACACCUUCUCCGCCACCUUCACUGAGCCCCUAUAUGCUGCCUUCUACGUGUAUGAGAAUUCCUGCAUCAAAGUCAUAAAGUAAAUAGUGUAACAAGGAGAUAAUUUGUAAUAAAUCAUAAAAUGUAUUUUACUUUAAGGUGGAAAAUGAAUGACUGAAUAUUACUAAUGUAUUUCUAUGGAUCAUUAUUUAUUCUUUACUUUUGAAUUAACAUUGAUUAUGAAAGUAAUAAGCAAAGACAGUCCAACUACUAUUGUAGAGGUGAGAUCUAUUUGUUGUAUGAUUAAUAUAUGUGUUUAUCAAACUUCCAUCUAGAACUUUUAUAUUGACUAAGUUAUAAUAACAUACAAAGUUCCCCAUAACGUGGGUGCAGAGUUCCCCUGAUCCGCAGACUCCAGAGGUCAGUGAUCCGGUGCUGGUCUGUUCCCUGAUACUAAGGAGGGUCUGUGUCAGGCAGACAGUGCUGGUGGUGAUGCCGCCCUCUGUAGGAUAAACAGGGAGAGGGAAAAGAAGCCUCUAUAUGGUGCACAGAAAUAUAAAUUACUAGAUAUAUUAAAAUGUCAUUACAAACAACACAGUAAUGAAAUAUAUUAAUACAUAGUCAAUGAAUACAUGCAUAUCUAUAAAAUUUGUGUAUUAAAA
Messenger RNA from Pseudophryne corroboree (corroboree frog), 2168 nucleotides. Its product is annotated as tripartite motif-containing protein 75-like. Gene Ontology annotation, molecular function: zinc ion binding; protein binding. The transcript has a single exon. The record is from RefSeq and is a predicted model, not a curated record. The coding region runs from base 36 to 1610 and encodes 524 amino acids. NCBI's taxonomy places the organism in Eukaryota, Metazoa, Chordata, Amphibia, Anura, Myobatrachidae.